This is a messenger RNA of Rotaria socialis, 648 nucleotides long. The record is from the annotation of a GenBank genome assembly. NCBI's taxonomy places the organism in Eukaryota, Metazoa, Rotifera, Eurotatoria, Philodinida, Philodinidae.
AUGUUUGAACUCUAUCUUAUCUGUACUUCAUUGAAGGCGAACAACAAUGACAUAUUAAAGGCUUGGAAUUUGACUGUACAAAAUUUUCAUUAUGAGCUUCAAAUAUCGGAAUCAUCGAACAAUUUGGGUUUUCUGUUGGAAUCACGAUUAAAUGAUAUCAUGCUUCUCUUUAAUAAUUUACAACCACGCACAAUCAUUCAUGGCGAUUAUAAAAUUUCAAAUAUUUUUAUCGAUCACAACUCAACUGAGAGACAAAUAUAUGCUAUUGAUUGGCAAUGGUGUGGCAUUGGACAUGCUGCUAUGGAUGUAGCUUAUUUUAUAGCUACAUCAGUUCAUGAAAAUACGAUUGGAGAUUCAUGGGAGCUCGUCCGUUUCUAUCAUAAUGUAUUAAAAGAUAAUGGAAUUUCAUAUUCAUGGGAACAAUUUUGGCAAGCAUACGAAAUAAGUUGGAUUGAGCAUUUUAUUUAUACAGUGGUGGCUUUUUGGAGUGUAAUGCAAGUAGAGGACAUUGAAUUGUACAAAAAAGAGGAAAAACAUGGAUUACAUAUAUGCUCUUACUCACAUAUGAAAAAUCUUUUAACGCAAACGGAAAUAUUUAUGAAAAAUUUGGAAGCAUCAUCAGUGUUUCACGCGACAGAACAUCACUAA